GUGUGGAGAGCUGACACAGCGCGCAGAACUACUCUGGAUUUACCACUUUUCAGUUUGUUUAGAACUUAAAAAAAUAAAUAACUAAAUUAAAUUAAGUGCCAUGAUGGACAUCUGUCAUCUUGCAAGCAUGGGACGAACGCAUCACCAUAAUGCAAUGGUGCUUGUACCUCCGUGUCAGUGCAUUGGUGAUACCACUUUUGAUACUUCAAUGACGUUGAGUCUUGAAACACUAACCUGACUUUCAAGAAAGGAUGGAAUCGUCAUGGAUGUAACUCAGUCUAAUGCAACGGAGGACGAUGCCAACAUCACCAUCACCCCGAGACUCUGGCCACAUACCGAAACCGCCGCUGCGCUCAUCAUCCUCGUGGUUUCCAUCAUCAUUCUGGUCACCAUCGUCGGAAACGUCCUGGUCAUCGUGGCGGUUCUGACUAGCCGCGCGCUCCGGCCGCCACAGAACCUGUUCCUGGUGUCGCUUGCGUGCGCGGACAUCCUCGUGGCCACGCUGGUGAUCCCGUUCUCCCUCGCCAACGAGAUCAUGGGGUACUGGUACUUCGGCAGCACUUGGUGCGCGUUCUACCUGGCUCUGGACGUCCUGUUCUGCACGUCAUCCAUCGUGCACCUGUGCGCAAUCAGUUUGGAUCGCUACUGGUCCGUCACCAAGGCGGUGAGCUACAACUUGAAGAGAACUCCAAAGCGCAUCAAGUCCAUGAUCGGGGUGGUGUGGGUCAUAUCAGCCGUUAUCUCAUUCCCACCUCUGAUAAUGACCAAACACGACGAGAACGAGUGCUUAAUAAGCGACAAGACCUGGUACAUCCUCUCCUCGUGCGUGGUGUCGUUUUUCGCCCCCGGUUUCAUCAUGAUCACGGUGUACUGCAAAAUCUACCGCGUCGCCAAACAGCGCUCGUCCACCGUCUUCGUAGCCAAGAACGGCUUAGAAAGACAGCCCUCGCAGUCCGAGACGUGCUUCGUAAGGAAAGAUAAGUUCGAGAAGGAGUCUCCAAGCAGUCACAGCUCGGAGAGCAACCAGGGACAGGAGGAACUAGACGAUAUCGAUCUGGAAGAGAGCGCAACAUCGGACAACAAACCCAAAAACUCGCGCUUCUCCAAGCACAGGAGGGUGGACGGCGCGGAUUGUGGCCCGCAGCGGACUUGCCGGAUCUCGUGGACUUCCCACCAGGAGCAGAACAACAGACAGCUCACGGUGGUCUCCAAAACCAAAGUGGCUCAGAUGCGAGAGAAACGCUUCACCUUCGUUCUGGCGGUGGUGAUGGGGGUGUUUGUGCUCUGUUGGUUCCCUUUCUUCUUCUCCUACAGUCUCCAAGCCAUCUGUGGAGAGAGCUGUGAGACGCCCGAAGGUCUCUUCAAGCUCUUCUUUUGGAUCGGUUACUGCAACAGCUCCGUGAAUCCCAUCAUUUACACGAUUUUCAACAGGGACUUCAGAAAGGCUUUUAAGAAAAUCGUUUGCUUGACUGCGAAACGCACAUGAGAAACUCGUUUGCAGCCAAUCUAAAAGUGGCUCCAAAAGUUUUUGGACUCUUGAGCCACACUUUAAAAGGUAUUAAAUGCAUUAGAUAUCAAAUCAAGUGGCAAACAAAUGAUCCUAAAACUAACAUUUGAUUUUGAAUUACCUGUAA
This is a messenger RNA of Xyrauchen texanus (razorback sucker), 1634 nucleotides long. It is a transcript of the gene adra2da, whose product is annotated as adrenergic, alpha-2D-, receptor a. Lineage: Eukaryota; Metazoa; Chordata; Actinopteri; Cypriniformes; Catostomidae. The record is from RefSeq and is a predicted model, not a curated record. Gene Ontology annotation, molecular function: adrenergic receptor activity. The transcript has a single exon. Gene Ontology annotation, biological process: adenylate cyclase-activating adrenergic receptor signaling pathway. Bases 263 to 1486 code for a protein of 407 amino acids. Gene Ontology annotation, cellular component: membrane.